This is a messenger RNA of Striga asiatica, 1425 nucleotides long. The record is from the annotation of a GenBank genome assembly. Lineage: Eukaryota; Viridiplantae; Streptophyta; Magnoliopsida; Lamiales; Orobanchaceae.
AUGGCACCUCGGGGUUCAGAACCGACGCAUCAUUGCUUGAGUCAAGCCGUGUACCGUGUGGGAAUACUGGCGGCAUUGAGGUCCAUUCAGACCAGGUCUACAAUCGGCCUCAUGAUAACGACCUCACACAACACUGUAACAGAUAACGGGAUCAAAGGGGCGGACCCGUCAGGCGGGAUGCUGACUCAGCAGUGGGAGCCAUUUGCCGAUGACGUUGCUGAUAGCAUAUUUGCUAAUGCCACUGACCCUCUUGCUCUCAUUCAGUUGUUGGAUGAUUUUGUGAAGAAGGAAACCAUUAAACUUGAAGGAGCCCCUGCAGCCGAAGUUUUUUUGGGAAGGGACACUAGGCCAAGUGGGAUGUUUCUUGUUGAGGCUGCCAAACAAGGCAUAAAGUCAAUCAUAGGAGUUCCGGUCUCGGAUAUUGGAGUCGUGACAACUCCUCAACUGCAUUGGAUGGUUCGUGCAAAAAAUAAGGGCAUGGAAGCACAUGAGAAAAAUUACUAUGACCAGCUUUUAACUUCUUUUAGUAUCACACUACUAGAAAAUAUUAGUAACAAUGUGAAUGACAAAUUGAUCGUGGAUGGGGCUGAUGGUGUUGGUGGACAAAAUAUUUUACAGUUGAUGUCAAAGCUGAGUAAUUUAACAAUUGAUGUUCGUAAUUUUGGUGAUGGUGUAAUUAAUGAAGGUGCAGGUGUUGAUUAUGUGCAGAAAGAGAAGAUUGUUCCACGUGGUAUUGGUCCGGCUUAUGCUGGCAUGAGGUGUGCCAGUUUAGAUGGAGAUGCUGAUCGGCUCAUAUACUUCUCUGUUUUACCAAAUAGUUACAAGAUUGACCUUGUUGAUGGGGACAAAAUACUGUCCUUGUUUGCUUUAUUUCUCAAGGACCAAUUAAGCAUUUUUAAUGGGCCUGAAGUUGGAAAAAAUGCCAAUAAUUCCUAUCAAACAUCUCUUGCUCUAGUACAGACAGCUUAUGCUAACGGGGCCUCCACUGAUUACUUGAAACAGUUGGGGCUCGAGGUUGUGUUGACUCCAACAGGAGUCAAAUACCUUCACGAAAAAGCCGCUGAGUUUGAUAUCGGCAUAUAUUUUGAGGCAAAUGGGCAUGGGGCCAUCUUGUUUUCAGAUAAUUUUCUGUCCUGGUUGGAGACUAAAAACAACGAACUUUCAUCAUCAUCAUCAGAAGGUUCGGAUCAACACAAGGCGGCUUUGAGAUUGUUGGCUGUGAGUAAGUUGAUUAAUCAGGCUGUUGUGGACGCUAUCUUGCAGCAUAUGGGCUGGUCUAUUCAUAAAUGGAAUGGGCUCUAUCAAGAUUUACCGAGCAGGCAACUUAAGCUAAAUAUCUACGAGGAAGGUGCUUUAUACGACCCUCAGGAACAGAAGAUGUGGUUAGGGUGUAUGCUAAAGCAUCUACACAAGAAGCAGCCGAUA